AAAAAAAUUUCUCUCUUUUAUAUUUCUUCAUUGUAGGAUAUUUUCCCCUCUCCACUCUCAAAAGUCUUAAUUUUAACACACAAAAUGGAGACUAGUGUCACAUGUUGUGCAAGAGCUACAUCUCUUCUCCCAAAUGUUUCUUCUCAACAAUAUUCAACUUCACUAGCAACUUCAAGAUCCAUUUCCCCUUCAUUCAACUCAAGGAGUCUGAAAUCAAGCUCAUUAUUUGGGGAAUCAUUGCGCGUUGCGCCUAAAUCAUCACAUAAGGAGUCUAGGACAAAAAAUUCUUCCUUGGUGACAAAAUGUGAGAUUGGUGAUAGCUUGGAAGAAUUUCUUUCAAAAUCAACCUCAGAUAAGGGGUUAAUCAGGUUAAUGAUGUGUAUGGGAGAAGCAUUGAGAACAAUUGCCUUCAAAGUCAGAACAGCUUCUUGUGGAGGAACUGCUUGUGUCAAUUCUUUUGGUGAUGAACAGCUUGCUGUCGAUAUGCUUGCCGAUAAGCUUCUCUUUGAGGCCUUGACAUAUUCACACUUUUGCAAAUAUGCUUGUUCUGAGGAAGUUCCUGAGCUCCAAGACAUGGGGGGCCCUGCUGAAGGAGGAUUUAGUGUUGCUUUUGAUCCACUUGAUGGUUCCAGUAUCGUGGACACGAACUUCACAGUUGGAACCAUCUUUGGUGUAUGGCCCGGGGAUAAGUUAACCGGGAUCACAGGAAGAGAGCAAGUUGCAGCAGCUAUGGGGAUAUUUGGACCACGAACUACAUAUGUUCUUGCUCUUAAAGAUGCUCCUGGGACCCAUGAAUUCCUCCUCCUUGAUGAAGGAAAAUGGCAACAUGUUAAGGAUACAACAGAAAUCGGAGAAGGAAAAAUGUUCUCCCCUGGAAAUUUGAGAGCUACAUUUGACAAUCCUGAUUACGCCAAGCUGAUCGAUUACUAUGUGAAGGAGAAAUACACCUUGAGAUACACCGGAGGAAUGGUGCCUGAUGUAAACCAGAUCAUUGUAAAGGAGAAAGGUAUAUUCACAAAUGUGACAUCUCCAACAGCCAAGGCGAAACUUAGAUUGCUCUUUGAAGUGGCACCAUUAGGAUUCUUGAUCGAAAAAGCUGGAGGUUACAGCAGCGAUGGGAAACAAUCCGUCCUUGACAAAGUGAUCGUUAAUCUUGAUGACCGGACUCAAGUUGCUUAUGGUUCCAAGAAUGAGAUUAUCCGAUUUGAGGAAACACUCUACGGAUCAUCAAGGCUUAAGGCUGGUGCACCAGUUGGUGCUGCUGUUUGAGGCUUGAGAAUGCAGCAAUCAUAAUGUUUGUUUGUUUUUUUCGCGCUUUCUUUCUAGAGCAUCGCGAAAAUGCUGUUCCAUCAGGUUAUAAAAGGGAGAUAGGUUAAAGACAAGAAGGUCUUGUUAAGAAAUGGGAAUUGGAACAUUUUUU
Molecule: messenger RNA, 1420 nt
Organism: Solanum verrucosum
Lineage: Eukaryota; Viridiplantae; Streptophyta; Magnoliopsida; Solanales; Solanaceae
Product: sedoheptulose-1,7-bisphosphatase, chloroplastic
Exons: 8
Coding region: 85-1269 (394 amino acids)
Biological process (GO): sucrose biosynthetic process; fructose 6-phosphate metabolic process; gluconeogenesis
Cellular component (GO): cytoplasm
Molecular function (GO): fructose 1,6-bisphosphate 1-phosphatase activity
Source: RefSeq, a predicted model, not a curated record